AUGAAGGGCCCUGAUGCAGAGCAAGAGGUGAAGGGAGAAGGUGCUGCUGGGCCUUCCACCACUGAAACAAAGGAGACAGAGGGCGAGUCACCGAUGGACAGGGCAGGAGCUCUGCCUGACCCUGCAGGUGGAUCCCCUAGCCCUGCUGAGACACAGAAGGAGGAAGAGGGAUCCUCACUGCUGGGGGAUGUCACAGCCCCAGAGAACCACACAGAGCCCUCGGCUCAGCACGGGGCUGGCGACUCUGCUGAGGUGGCGUCCCUGCUGAGGAAGAAAGGGAAGAAGACCAAAGCAAAGAAGUCCAUCUCUGAGGAACAGGACUCUCUGCCUCCUCAAGGCACAGCACCAGCUCAGCCCACAGAGCUGCCUGACACAGGUGCUGCUCCUCCAGAAACCCAACCCCCCGGCGGUGAGGGGGCAGACCCAGGUGCUGAUGGACGUGCUGAAGCCGGUGGAGACACACCUGGAGGCGACAGGGAUUUGGCCCAGCUGGGGAAGGGAGCUGGCAGCCUGGAAGCAGAGGGGCUGAGCCCUGCAGAGCAGAGCAGCACUGCCAGGGGGGCUGCCACAGCCCCGGGGGACAAGGUGGGGGAUGCCCGGGGAGCCCCCCAAAGCAAGGCCGAGCCCAAGGCCUCCCCUGGGGCUCCGAGCCCGCCGGCUGGGAAGGAGCCCAAGCAGAAAGGGACCAGUUCCACUGCCAAGAAUGCAAACACAAAAGAGAAAAAUCAGACCCCAGGUGAGAAAAUGCCCAACAUGAGUGAGAAGACAAAUCUGAACCAAGGAACCAAGGCUGCCAGGAAGGAGAGUGCUGUGGCUGCUGCAGACAGCUCCAAGAACAAAAAGGAGCAAAAGAACCAGAAACAGGUGGAAAAUAUUAAAGAGAGUUCUGUGAGCCGCACUGAGGGUGUCACAGUGUAUUUCCAUGCAAUACUUUCCAAAGACUUCAAGCUCAACCCUGAUACUGAUAAAGUGUUCAUCAGGGCCCAGGGCAUUCCUUCCUACGCCAGCUGGAAGGACAACAUCUGUGAGCUGAACUGCACCAGGGACCUGGGAGAACAUGGAUACCUCAUUGAAGGCGCUGUAACUCUCAGCAGAGAAAUCCUGGAUAAAUACAUUCCUUACAAGUACUGGGUGUCCUGUGGGAAGGGGGAUUAUGAGUUCAUCUACAAGAAGUCAGAAUCCAAUCAACCCGUGAAUCGCUGCUUGCUGAUAAACAGGUCCCUUCUCAACAAUGGGGAGUGGCACCAGUAUGAUGACAUUGUGUGUGCAAGGCCUUCCAAGCUCAAAAACUUCUGGCAGAUCUUUACUUUUGAUAAAACCAAGGAAGUGGUGGAAGGGAAGAAAAUAGCUGCCAAUAUUAUGCUAGAAAGUAUCUUCAGCAUUCUUGGAACCUGGAGUCCUGACAAUCUGAGGAAUUUCUUCUGCCAGCUGAAGCAGUUCCAUAACGUUGCAGGAGCCCAGCGAGUGUUUGAUGGCAAGGAAACGGUGUGGAGAGAGUUAAACUUCAGCACAGAGCAGGUGAAUGAUUUGCUGCUAAAAUACAUGAAGAAAAUAGCUGCCCCUUUCCUUGCACCAGAAGCAGCUCCAGAGGACAGAAUCAUCCAAAGCAAGCUGGCUCUGGGGCUCACCAUUGUUGUGGUAGUUGAGAACUAUUCAUUCUCAGUACCUAAAAGUGACCUGGCCGACCUGUGCAGCCUCCUGUGCUUGGAUCAGGUGUCACCACAAGCUGUACAGGAUGAGAUCCAUCACAUCAAACAGGCUUUUGCAGGAGUUACCAGCUUGAAGGUCGACCUGACAAGCUUGUGCCAGAGGUGCCUUGAGUGUAACGUGGAGCAGUGGGUGUGGGUCCUUCCCCUUCUGCAUUCCUUUGCUGCUCCCCUGCAGCAGGAGCACGGGCUGCUGGAGGAGGACACCUGGGCAGGGCUGGAAGGGCUUCCAUUUGCUGAAAUCAGGAGGAAGCAACAUGGAGAGACCCUGCUGGCACGAAUGAGAGAAAAGAAGCACCUGAUGGAAUUUGAUGGGACUCUGGUCAAGUCCUGGCUCUGUGUGCUGCCCCUGGAGAGCCUGGCUGAGUUCAUAAGAGACUUCUCCAGUGAGCUCCUAGUUACCCUUCAGGGUGUUCUGUACAGGCUGGAGAAUGUUGACCUCUUGUGGAGCCGCUCUCAGGUAGAGGAGAUUCUCACCACAGUGCUGAGUGCCUUGGAUGAGCCCCCAGCCAGAGCUCUGGGGGCUCCUUCUUGGCAGGGCUGCUUGUCCUGCUGCCUCAGGCUGCACGAGAGGCUCUGCAGGGCUGCCAGGGCUGUGAGCUUGUUCCUGAUCCCGGCCACUGCUGCCACCCUGAUUGCCAAGGUUGCCCAGCUUCAGCCCCCAGCUGUUCCAGGGGAUGCUGUGCAGGAAGUGCCAAGGCUGCUCAGUGGAGCUCUGAGGGAAGCUCGUGCCUGGUUCAGAAACGUUUUAAAGGAGAAGUUACUGAAGGAGUACCUGGACCACGUGGCCUUCUCUUUGUUCUUUGAACUUCGGGCUUGGAAUAAGUUUGUGACUAUCAGCUUUCCAGAUGAGCAGUUCACCCAGACCUGGAGGAACACUUUACUUGCAGAUCUGAAGAAAAGAAUCCAGCAGGAGCCUCCAGUGAACCAAAUCUUGGUGUAUUGCUGUCAGCAUCUCCAAAUCACACAGAUGGACACCUCCAUCAGCUGGUGCUUCCACAACUGUGCUGUAGAGGCUGUGCCUGCAGCUUGCCAGAUGCAGAGCAAUCUCCUGGAGCAGAUCUCUGCCUACAACAUGGGCCAGUUCAGCCAGCUCGUGUCUGCUGUCAUUGUCAAGUCGUGGCCAGUCAGGCCUGGGCAGUCUGAGGGUGAUUUUGAUACGAUUCUGCACCACCUGCUCACGUGGCCUGACAUCAAACAUACCUUCAGCUUUAAUGAGCACCAGCAACGACCGAGUGAGGAAAAGGAGCUGCUCCAGAGAAGCCUGAAAGAGCUGCUGGCAUUGAGGCAUGAAGAAGUCACACAGCUCAGAAGAGAGGAAAAAGCAGUAGGAACCUUCCUGAGCAUGUGCAGGAAGGUGCAGAAGUCUGUGAGAGUGAAUGUUGGUGAGGUGGCAUUUCAACACUCAAAAGAUCUUCGCUUCAAAAGACUGAAUCAAGUUGUGCUGCUGGGAAGGAGGCCCCUGCAGGCCUUCUACAGCCUGAGCCCUGAGCUGAAAGAGUUUGUCCACAAAAUGCACUCUUUCAAGGACAGCCUGAUCUUCCAGCAGUUCUGGGAGGAAGCAGCACAGAAGGCAGGAGAGGAGUAUGUGUGUGACAGUCCAGAGGAGGAUGAGGAUGAGGAUGAGGACGAGGAGGAGAUUGCUCCUGAGCUGGACCUUGAUGAGGUUUUGAACAGCGUGAUCCGCCCUUGCUUUGACAGCUAUGCCAUGCUGUAUGAUGAUCUCAGAUCAGGAAGUCUCACGCUUUCUGCCGUGGAUAGAACUUUUCAGGAAUUCACAAAUCAUCCUGAGGAUCUCAGGGUGGAGCUGAACACCAUCUGUGGCCUUCAGCCUGCAGAGGACAGAGGCUGGGUUGACCUGCGAGUGCAGCAGAUCCAGCAGUACCAUGAAAUGCAUUUAACCUUGGAUGCUGCCAAGAUCAUUGCCCAUGUCAAAGAGAGUUUGGGCCUCUCUGGUGACUUCAGUAUCCUGGAAAACUUGUUGCAUAUAACAGAAAAGCUUGAAUCCUACAAGACCCAGAAGCUGGAUUCCAUCAGCCCUGAGCUCGUGCAAGCCAAGAAGCUGCUGCAGGGGAUCACUGUGCCCCGCCGUGGCUGUCUGAGGGAGCUGGCCCAGCAGAAGGAGUUUGUCUGCUGGGUCAGAGAGGCACUGAAAGGGAAAUCUCUGUAUGUGAAGAGGCUGCAUGAGAGACUGCAAGAAGAGCAGCCUGACUGCACAGAACUUCUGAAAACCAUCAGACUGAUUGAACCAGAAGUGGAUGAAGAUAAAGUGCUAAAAUCUCUCCUGCCUUUUCUGAAGAAAGAACACCAGACAAAACCCAUGAUAUUCCAUUUUGAUAUCACCUCCUCAGUGCAGCGUGGCAUUCCAGAGUUCCUCUUCAAGCUGUUGGUUCUGCAGUACCUGACAGAUAAUAAUGGCAAUAUGUGGCUAAGGCAGAAGUGUCACCUGUACAUCAUUGAAAUCCUGGAGGGGUCCCCAGUGCCAAAGGCAGCAGCCAGACCUAUGUCAGUGAACCAGAAGUAUCACUUCUUGGAUGUGUUCCCUAAAAUAACAUGCAAGUCUCCCAAAGAAGUGCUAGAAAUGGAGACACUUGGGAACCAUGCCGGGCAUGUGGGAAUGGACGAGGAGGAGUUUUGCAGUGAGGCUUUCCAGAGACCCUUCCAGUACCUGAAGAGGUUUGACCAGGGCUGUAACCUGGACAGGUUCUGCUACGAGGCGCUCUCGGUGGAAGGCAGCCCUGCAGAAUGCCUGCAGCUCUUCCUGCUGCACUGCGGGGUCGUGGAUCCCUCCUGGGCAGAGCUCCGCAACUUCACCUGGUUCCUCAACGUGCAGCUGAGGGACUGCGAGGCCUCUGUCUUCUGCAACCCUGACUUUGUCGGGGACACUCUGAAUGGCUUCAAGAACUUUGUGGUUGGCUUCAUGAUUCUAAUGGCGCGGGACUUUGCGACGCCCUCCCUGAGCAUUUCCGACCAGAGCUCGGGAAGACGAUCCUCCCACCUGGAGAACGUUCCGGAGGAAGAUCUGCUUCCUUUCCGCAUCAGGAAGAAGUGGGAGUCAGAGCCUCAUCCCUACCUGUUUUUCAAUGAGGAUCGUGUGUCCAUGACAUUCAUUGGUUUCCACUUCCAGCAGACCAGCAAUCGCAUUGAUGCCAUCAAUCCUCUCAACGGGACUGUCAUCAAGAAGGACAUCAUGACUGCCCAGCUCUACCAGGGCUUGUUAAUGCAGAGGGUUCCCUUCAACGUGCCCUUCGAUCAGCUGCCCCGCAACGAGAAGCUCGAGAGGCUCUGCAUGGUGCUGGGGCUCCCCUGGGUGUUUGACCCUGAUGAGACCUACGAGCUCACCAUGGACAACAUGCUGAAAAUCCUGGCCAUCGAGAUGCGAUUCCGCUGCAACAUCCCCGUGGUCAUCAUGGGAGAAACGGGCUGUGGGAAAACCAGGCUGGUGAAGUUCCUGUGCCAGUUACGCAGGAGCUUCGUCGAGGUGGAGAACAUGAAGCUCGUCAAGGUUCACGGAGGUACCACUGCGGAGAUGAUCUACGCCAGGAUCAGGGAAGCAGAAGCCCUGGCCAUAUCCAACAAGGAGCAGCACGGCUUGGACACCGUGCUCUUUUUUGACGAAGCCAACACGACGGAGGCCGUGAGCAGCAUCAAGGAGGUUCUGUGUGACCGCACGGUGCAGGGGCAGCCCCUGGCCCCUGGCUCUGGCCUGAGGAUCAUCGCAGCCUGCAAUCCCUACCGGAAGCACACGGACAGGAUGAUCCAGCGCCUGGAGCUGGCUGGGCUGGGCUACCGGGUGAAGGCUGACGACACCCGGGAGAAGCUGGGCUCCAUCCCGCUGCGGCAGCUCGUGUACCGCGUGCACGCGCUCCCGCCCAGCAUGAUCCCGCUGGUCUGGGACUUCGGGCAGCUCAACAACUGCACCGAGAAGAUGUACAUCCAGCAGAUCGUGCAGCGCGUGGCCGAGCAGCUGCUGCUCGUGACCAAGGACGACGUGAGCACGGUCACAGAGGUGCUCUUUGCCUCCCAGCAGUACAUGAGGCAGAGGGACGACGAGUGCAGCUUCGUCAGCCUGCGGGACGUGGAGCGCUGCAUGGAGGUGUUCAAGUGGUUUUACAGGCACAGCCCCAUGCUGCUGAGGGAGCUGGAGAAGUACCUGGCUGAGAGGAAAGUCCCCAAGGGCAGCGGUGAUAGAAAUGGUGUCAUCUGGUCCUUGGUGCUGGCGGUCGGGGUCUGUUAUCACGCGUCCCUGGAAGAGAAGGAACCAUACAGGACUGCCAUCAGCCAGGUCCUCCCAAAGCCUUAUGAUACCCAGAAAAAGAUUUUGGAAGAAAUCACUCUGAUGCAGGACUUAUUCCUGAGUGGGGUACCGCUCCGGGAUACCAUAGCAAGGAACCUGGCCUUGAAGGAAAAUGUCUUCAUGAUGGUCAUCUGUAUUGAGCUAAAAAUCCCCCUUUUUCUGGUGGGGAAGCCUGGGAGCUCCAAAUCCCUGGCAAAAACCAUUGUGGCCGAUGCUAUGCAGGGCCAAGCAGCUCAUUCUGAUCUGUUCAAGGACCUGAAGCAGAUCCAUCUCGUGUCAUUUCAGUGCAGCCCCCUCUCCACUCCAGAGGGCAUCAUAGGCACUUUCAAGCACUGUGCUCGAUUCCAGGAAGGGAAGAACUUGGAGGAGUAUGUGUCAGUGGUGGUUCUGGAUGAGAUUGGGCUGGCAGAAGACUCUCCCAAAAUGCCCCUGAAGACUUUGCAUCCACUUUUGGAGGAUGGCUGCAUAGAUGAUGUCCCUCUUCCUCACAAAAAAGUUGGCUUCAUUGGGAUUUCCAACUGGGCUUUGGACCCUGCUAAGAUGAAUCGAGGCAUCUUUGUGUCUCGUGGUGACCCCAGCAGAGAGGAGCUCAUCGAGAGCGCGAAGGGCAUUUGCUGCUCGGCACGAGGGGCUCUGCAGAAGGUCGAGCAGUAUUUCCAUCACUUUGCAGAUGCAUAUGAAAACAUUUGCAAGGCCCAAGACAGGGAGUUCUUUGGCCUGCGUGACUACUACAGCCUCAUAAAGAUGUUUUUUGCCCUAGCCAAGAGCUCCAAAAGCGAGCCCACACCUCAGGACAUCGCCGCAGUGGUUCUUCGUAACUUCGGUGGCAAAGAUGACGUCAAUGCCUUGGAAAUAUUCACUUCCAAGUUGCUAGAGAAAGGGGAGAUACGCGCUCAUGAUAUCAGUAGGAUAGAGCUGAUCCGACAGAACAUUUACAGCAGUGCUGAGGAUGGGGACUGCAGGUACCUGCUGGUGUUGACUGAGAACUACGCUGCGCUGCAGAUCCUCCAGCAGGCGUUUUUCACCGCCCGCCAGCAGCCAGAAAUCAUCUUUGGCUCCAGUUUUCCUAAGGACCAAGAAUACACCCAGAUAUGCAGGAACAUCAACCGAGUGAAGGUGUGCAUGGAAACCGGCAAGAUGGUUGUGCUCCUCAACCUGCAGAACCUCUACGAGAGCCUCUACGACGCCCUCAACCAGUACUACGUGUACCUGGCCGGGCAGAAGUACGUGGACCUGGGGCUGGGCACGCACCGGGUGAAGUGCCGGGUGCACCCNUGUAGCUUCAAUGAAGUGAAAGAUGAUGUGCAGCGUUACCUGUCCCAGGUGGAGCACAGCAAGCUCCUAGAGAAAAAUGAUAAAAAAGAGCUCUACUUGCUUUUUGUCAACUGCUUGGAGGAUUCCAUGUGUGAGAAGUUAGAGGACAGCCUGGGAUGUGGGCAUGGAAACAGUCUGCCUGAGGACAGAACCUUUCCAGAGAACUACCUGCCAGCCAGCAGCAGAGAGGCUCCCCAGGAAGCCUCUGUGGAAUACCUGCAGGCCGUGGCUGAGGUGCGCCUGUGCCUGAGCAGGGCUGCAGAGCUCAUCUUUGACCUGCAGCAGCACACGGAGCCAGAGCAGAUGAAGGAGAUGCAGCGUUACCUGAAGAACGUGGAGGAGUUCUGCAACCUUGCCAGGAAUGACUGGCACCGUGUGUACCUGGUCCAGCACAGCCAGUACAACCACAUGGACCGGUAUCUGGUGUAUGGGGAGCGGUACUGGGCCCUGCGCGACGCCGUGGGACGAGCCAUGAUGGAGGGCACGGCCCAGGGGCUGCUCGAGGCCCAGGAGGCCUCCAGCAGCCCCCCAGCUCUGGAAUCUGCCCACCUGCUCCUGGCCAUCUUCCGAGAGGUCACUGCUCUGUAUGGGAAUCCAAGCCUUCAUCCCAAGCAGCAGCAAACAGAGGUGAUGACUAGAUUCAUCCAGUGCUCCCGAGUGCUGAAUUCCCCUGAGCUGAAGCUCCUUGCAGUUGCCCUGGUGAAGAACACCCUGCCUGGGCUGGUUGUGGAGCCACAGGGCCACAGCCAGCAGGGAGCCCUGGUGGAGAUGGCUGUGCACAUGGCUGCUGUGUUGCUCUGCGGGCACAGCCUUGUCCUGCAGCCCCUCAGGAACCUGGCCUUCCAGCCUCAAAACAUGCAGCAGCCCAGCAGCAGCCCUGCAAGCACAGGUGCUGCAUUGCUGCCCCUCUGUCCCCAGGUCACCACCUUCUCCCGGCUGCUCACCAGUGCCGACGUUGCCUGCCUGGAGAGGGAGGUGCAGGGCAAGGCCCAGAGGCCCCAGCUGCUGUUCCUGCAGCAGUUUGACACCGAGUUCUCCUUCCUGAAGGGCAUCCGGGAUUUCCUGGAUUCCACUACAGGAAAUAAAGUCCUCAUUAUUCAGACAGACUUUGAAGAUGGCUCUCAGAAUGCCCAGCUCAUUGCCUCAGCCAAGUACACCGUGGUCAAUGAGAUCAACAAGGUGGACCUGGGGCAGGCCUCUGUCUUUGUUUACUUCAUCAUGAAGCUCUCCCGGCUGAAAGGAGGCACCUCCUACGUGGGAUUCCAUGGAGGGCUGUGGCAGUCAGUGCACAUCGACGACCUCCGCAGAUCCAAGUACAUGAUCUCUGACUUGACAGCCCUGCAGAACCUCACCAUCAGCCAGGUGUUCUCCCAGGAGCCAGCUGCAGCCAGAGCUGCAGCUCUGCCUGCCAGUGGAGAAGCUCAGCAGGAGGAGGUGGAGGUUGGAACACCAGUGCCAGGAGCAGAGCACCAGGAGGGGGAGAUCCUGGACACCACGGUGCUGCUGAGGACCUGUGUGCAGAGUGCUGUGGGCAUGCUGAGGGACCAGAACGAGGACCUGAGCCGCAGCAGGAGGAGGAUUGAGAUUCUGCUUGGCCUCUUCUCCACAGAGGAUGAGCUGAAAGCCUCUUUCUUGAAGAUAACCAAGGCUCGUCUCUCCAGCCUGUUGAAGAAGCAAGAAGAAAAUUCCCUUCACCCAAAGAACUGGGUGCUUCGGGAGGCCUCCAACCUCAGUGCUCUGCAGGAGGCAGGUACCUUCAGGUGAGCCCUGCCUUGUCACCUGCACAGGGCACUGCUCACAGUUCAGCCUGCUCUCCUCAGAGUCCUGCAGUUCCCUCCUCUUCUCUGUCCCCAUCCCUCCUAGGGCUCAGUUGCUUUCUGCAGUCUCUGCUUUCCCAAAGAAAAGCCCUGUGCAUUAAUGACCUUUUAACCCCCCAGCCCUCAGCCAGAGAUAAUCCUGGUGCAGAACAACAUGAUGGUAUCUGCUGAUGCUGGGAAUGAGAUGCCCUUCAGCUGGAGGAUAAAGGAGUACCUGGAAGAGAUGUGGUUGGAGGCUCAGUACAUCCAAAACACUGAAGGCCAUGCUGAGAAAUUUGUGGAAUACUUCCAGAAAACUGCCCUGGGAAAAUUCAUCUCUUCUCUGACUGAGGGAGAAAGGCAGAUGCUCUUUGAGUGCUACAUCACAGACUUUAUUGUCUUGACCAUCGGUGUGUCCUCCCAGGAGGAGCUGCAGUGUCUGCGCGUGGCGUUCCUGUCCUGCGUGGAGCAGUGGGUGGCAGAGUCCCCCUGGAGGAAGGAGCUGGUGCCCUCGCUGCCCUGGGCCCACCUGGCACACAGCCGCUUCAGGAGCCGCCUGCAGAACUUCUCCAGGAUCCUGGCUGUGUACCCACGGGUGACUGGGCACCUCCUGGGCCAGCAGGGGUACAGGAUUCCCUGCUCUGAGAUGGUUCUGGACGUGCUGGCUGCCAUGGGCUGUGCUGAGGAGCUGGAGAAGCUGGUUCAGACAGCCCCCCCUGAGCUCUGGCUGCAGAGGGUGAAGAACCUCCACAUGCCCAUUGAGUUCCUGUGCAAAGAGGAGAGUGCCCAGCGCAGGGGCAGCCGCUGCCACCAGCUGCUCAGGGAGCUCAGGGCCUGCUGGAGCCGUGUGUUUGCCAUGGCACUCUUUGUGGAGCACGUCCUGCUGGGCAUCCGCGCCCUCAUGCCCGAAUUCGAGGGCUUGGUGAGGAAAUACACCCUGCUUCUUGCCAAGUGUUUCCAGCACGAUUCAGACAUGAAGUGCCAUCCAACCUUUGUUGCAGUGCUGACAGUGCUGUGCCAGUGCAAGAACGAGGUCAGCAGCAGGCUCUACAGGCAUGGUCUGGAGCCGUGUCCCAUCUGCCUGGGAGAGCCCAAGGAGCCCGUGUGCAUGCCCUGCAACCACGUGUUCUGCCACAAGUGCAUCAGCCAGUGGCUGGUGCCAGCACAGAUGUACUGCCCCUACUGCAGGGCUGCCCUGCAGGACGUGCAAUUAACUGUCUCUGAGGAGCUCAGAGCUGCCAUAGCAAAGAAGGCCCUGUUCCGCCAGAGGUGCAACAACUUCUUCAUUGACAUGGUCACCACCAUGUGCUUCAAGGACAACGAGCCCCCUGAGCCAGAGGUGAUCCAGAGGCUCCUGGACCUGCUCUUUGUUCACAGAAGCCUCGUGAAGGACCCAGCUCACCCAGCUGUCUACACCAAAUUCCUGUCCCCGUUUAAUGAUGAGGUGGAUGAGACUCCCAUCAUCCGCUCUGUGAUGCUGAAGCUGCUCCUGAAGUACAGCUUCAAUGAAGUCAAAGAUGAUGUGCAGCGCUACCUGUCCCAGGUGGAGCACAACGAGCUCCUAGAGAAAAAUGACAAAAAAGAGCUCUACCUGCUUUUUGUCAACUGCUUGGAGGAUUCCAUGUGUGAGAAGUCGGAGGACAGCCUGGGAUGUGGGCCCGGGAGCAGUGUGCCUGAGGACAGAGCCUUUCCAGAGCACUACCUGCCCUGCAGCAGCAGAGGGGCUCCCCAGGAAGCCUCUGUGCAGUACCUGCAGGCCGUGGCCGAGGUGCGCCUGUGCCUGGCCAGGGCUGCAGAGCUCAUCUUCCACCUGCAGCAGCACACACAGCCAGAGCAGAUGAGGGAGGAGCAGCAUUUCCUGGAGAGUGUGAAGGAGUUCUGCAGCCGUGCCAGGAACGACUGGCACCGUGUGUACCUGGUCAGGAGGAUUGCCAGCCAGCACGGCAUGGAGUUUGCCCAGAAGCUGGUCACAGAGCCACGCUUCAGCUGGGUGUUCCCAGCAGAAAUCCUGCAGCAGAAUGUCCCAAUGGCCACUUCUCCACUGUGGGAGAGUGUGGGCUCCCCAUGGAAACGAGCCGCUGUCCCGACUGCCACGUCCCCAUUGGAGGCACCAACCACAAACCCGUGCAGGGCUUCCAGCAGUCCAGGAUCCGUGAGGACAGGACUCAGCCUGGGCACAUCCUCGGAGAUGUGGAGCACAGGAGGACACUGGGGAUGUCUGACAGGGGCGUGUCCCCCGUGGUCUUUGUGCUGCUCCGUUUGCUCACCCACCUGUCCAUGCUGCUGGGAGCCUCCAGAGACCCUCAGUCCCUGGGAAGGAUGAUCAAGCCAGCAGUGGAGGAUGUGAUGAGCUUCCUGCAGCAGCACGUUCAGGAGGACCUGGCACAGCUGACCAGGAUUUUGGGGAAGAGUGUGGAUGACACCAUCAACAUCGUGCACCUGGUGCUCAGCAGCCUCCUGCAGGCCCCCCAGCAGCAGCCAGGCCAGUGGCUGGUGCAGUUUGAUGAGUUUCUGUCCACCAAGGGGAAGAGAAACAAAUGGGAAGAAAUUGUUGCAGACACAAUUAUUGUUCCUGAAUUGGAGGAUUUGGAUAAAAAGCUUCUCAAGUUGAACCGCCGGAUCCAAGAGGAUGAGAGAAUCUCCUCCAACCCCAUAGUGAAGCUGGUGUAUGGGGACCCAGCUGCCUUCCUGUCCCAGCUGCCAGGGGACAGCCACGUGCACCACUCCAGGAUGUGGAGCUGCCGCAGGAGGGUUUCUGUGGAGAACCUGGGCCACGUUGUGCAGCAGAAGAACGCCAAGGACACCGUCCCUCUCCUCUGCAAGUUCCUGCAGAAGGAAAACGAGCUGAGGCUGGUGAAAUUCCUACCAGAGAUUCUGGCUCUGCAGAGAGAUUUGGUGAGGCAAUUCCAGAACACAGCAGAGAUCAAACACUGCUCCAUCAGGGAAUUCCUCAGGGAGCCCCACUCAGAUGUGAUGAGGGACCUGUUGGAGAGGAGAGUGAAUGUGUUUCUGUCUGUCUGGAACAAGCUGAGAAGCUCCCUGGACACCAAUGGGGAAAUCAAGCUGCCCAAAGGCUACUGUGAUGCUGAGCUGAGCCUGGACAGCAGGCUGGAGGUGCUGCUGCCACGGCGCCAGGGGCUGGGGCUGUGCUCCACGGCGCUGGCCAGUUACCUGAUCGGGCUGCACAACGACCUGGUGCACUCUGUGCACAGGCACACCAAGGAGGAUGACAGGUACCUCAUCAGCCCCUCGGAGGUGGCCGACCUGCACCUGAUCAGCUACGAGGUGGAGAGGGACCUGAUCCCUCUGAUCCUGUCCAACUGCCAGUACAGCAUGGAGAAGGGAGGGGAGACCUUGCAGGACUUUGAUCUGGAGAGGAUCCAGCAGCAAGUGAUCAGCAAGUUCCUGCAGGGGAAGCCGCUGAUCACGCUGACGGGAAUCCCCACCCUGGUGCACAGACACGACCGCAACUACGAGCAGCUGUUCAGUGAUGUCAGGAACAAGCUGGAGCAGAGUGCCCUGCCCAGUUCUGUGAUGAACAUGAUCAGUGGGGAGCUGCAGUCCUACAGUGAUGUGUGUGAUGCCCUGUCCCUCACUGAGAUCACCCUGGGCUUCCUGGCCAUGGCUGGUGAGAACGCUGACAUGCUGCUGACCGAGUACAUUGAGCAGGUUCUGCAGAUGGGGGAUCAGACAAACCCUCACGUGCUGCAGGCCCUGAGACGGUGCCAGCUCAGGCACAGCAUGGCCCUGUGGCAGCUCCUGUGUGCCCACAAAUCCGAGCAGCUGCUGCACCUCGGCAGGGAUCCUUUUGCAGAUGUCAGUCCAGACUACAAAGAAGAGCUCACCCCAGAGCUUGCCAAGCUCCUGCACACCUUCCUGGUGCACUGCAGGCUGGAAACCUUCCUGCAGGAGCUCCAUGAAAUGAUCACCCUGAAGCUGAGACGUGCCCAAGCUGUGCAGGAAUUCAAACCCACAUGGAGCCUGAAGGAAUCACUCUUGCCUUACCUUGAUGACAAAGACUCUGACUUAGCUCUGGAGCUGGAAGACACAUUCCCAGAUGAGAUUCUCCUGUCUCAUGCUGCUGGUACCUGGAAAGCAGCUGCUGCCUUCAAGAGGGAGCACAGGGACAGUUAGGACAGAGCCCUGCCAGGGACUGCCACAACACCGUGUCAGGGCUUCUGCCACUCUGGGCAUUUGUGUGGGGCUUGUUGGUUGUUCUUUGGGUUUGGGGUUGUUGUUUUUACACCUGAUGCGAAGAGUGGCCGUGGAGGAGGGUGAAAUUGACCCAGCAGCUCGGUGUGAACCCUGGAUCGCCACAGCUCCAGAGCCACUGGAGGAACAUGAAGGAUUUUUUUUACAAGCCAUGGUGCCGUCGUGCCGGGGCAGGGUUGGCGUUUUCCUGCCUGCCUUUCUGCGCUGGCUGCAGAAGCGG
This is a messenger RNA of Zonotrichia albicollis (white-throated sparrow), 13545 nucleotides long. The record is from RefSeq and is a predicted model, not a curated record. Lineage: Eukaryota; Metazoa; Chordata; Aves; Passeriformes; Passerellidae.